Argiope bruennichi is the source of this 435-nucleotide messenger RNA. RefSeq lists its product as uncharacterized. The record is from RefSeq and is a predicted model, not a curated record. NCBI's taxonomy places the organism in Eukaryota, Metazoa, Arthropoda, Arachnida, Araneae, Araneidae. The transcript has 3 exons. The coding region runs from base 1 to 435 and encodes 144 amino acids.
AUGGGACUCAUGAAGAUUGCUGCAAGUUUGCAUUCUAAUAGCGUCAGAAAUGUGGAGCAGCAUAAGAAACAUCUUACGGAAGUAUUUAAUAGAAUUCAACAGUAUGGCCUACGCAUCAGCCUAUGGAAAUCAGUAAUGGGAGUGAACGUAUUAGAAUUCUUGGGAUAUUUCAUAACACCAAAUGACUCAAAACCUAUUCCAGAAAAAGUGCAGGCCAUAAUGGAUGAUAAACUUAAUGAAAAUCUUCAUAAACUUCAAAUAAACCUACGGCCACGAUCUGCUACAACUGUUCCAGAUUUCAGCACUCAGCUAGAAACUGUCAUGCGAAGCCCAGAUGCAUCAAGUGUGAAGGAAGCCACCCGACAAGAGAAUGCCCCAUCCAAGAGAAAAUCAACAACCCUACCUGUAUUAACUGCAACUCUCCUGGACACCUAG